AUGGCUGGCACGGAUGAUAAAGCUGGCGUGGGUGGCGGCGGUGGCGUUAGCAUGGUGACCAUUGCACCUGCUGUCAUGCCCGCUCCCUCCCGUUACUCCCCUUCCCGACCGCCCCCCAGUCAAUCCCCGCCAAGCCCGGCAGCAGCAGCACCUUCGGUUGCUGCCUCCAUGCCUCCUCCCCAGCCUACUGCUGCUGCCACGCCUACACCCUCACACCUCUCACACCCCUCCCAGCCCUCACUCCACCCACAACCCUCUCCACGUGUCCCCCAGCUAUUGCAGGAUCUGCUGCUGUUCCCGGGGUCCUCGGCCGGCCAGGCUGUAGCGGCGGCUGUAGCCGCGGCUCUGGACAGGUGCUGUGGGGGCAGGGCGAGCGGGGGGAGGGCGAGUGGCGGGCGAACAGGUGGGGGGAGGACCAGUGGGGGAUGGGCUGGUGGGGGGAGAACUGGUGGGGUUUGGGCGGGUGAGGGGAGGGCUGGUGAGGGGAGGGCUGGUGAGGGGAGUGAGGGUGGGGGGAGGGCAGGUGAUGGGGGAAUGGUUGGGGGAGGAACGGAACGGGGGAGGGUGGGCGCGGGGGGCUUGGGUGGUGGGGAAUUGGGUGAGGGGGGGGAUGGUGGAAGCGGAAUGGGGGUUAGAAGAGUGGGUUGGGGGGGGGCGGGUGGGGAGGGAACGGCAAGAGGGGAGGCUGAGAGGGAGAGAGCAGGGGUAAGACGGAAUGGGGGGGAAGGGCUGGGGGAAGGGGAAGGUGGAGAGGAGGAAGGAAGGGGAAAGAGGAGGCGUGUUUUGGAGGGAGGGAGUGAGGGAGCGGGUGGAAGGCCAAUAGAGUUGAGAGUGAGUGAGGGUGGUGGUGGUGGAGGGGGAGAGGCGGGAGGUUGGAGAGGGAGAGGGGGGGAAGUGAGUGGGUGGGGGGGAGGAGUGUGGGGGGGAGGGGGGGAAUGGCACCAGGAGGGAGCUGUUCCUGGGACAGGGGGGACUGGAGAGGAGGGAGGUGAGGAAGGAGAGGGAAGUUCCGGAGACGAAGUGGGAGGAAGCGGAGAGGGAGGAGAAGGAGGAGGAGGGGAAGGAGGAGGGGAACGAGAAGGAGAACGAGUAACGGGUAGAUCAAGGAAAGGAGGGGAGCAAGAGGACGAGGAAGAGGAGGAGGAGGAAGAGGAGGAGGAGGAGGAAGAGGAUGCUGCGAUGGAGGUCGGGAAAAUGGAGAACCUGUUGGACCGUGGUUGGCGUCGGUCAGGCUGUUUUCUCUACAAACCCGACAUGCCCCGCACCUGCUGCCCGGCCUACACCAUCCGUCUCGUGGCGGGGCGGUUUCAGCCCAACAAGGAGCAGCGCAAGGUGCUGAGGCGCAUGGAGAGGUUCCUCAGUGGAGACAUCGACCUUCCGCCCCCCAGGCCUAGAGAUUCCCCUGCUAACCGUCCCGGCCUCGCUUUUAACUCGGGCGCAGGUUCAGGUUCAGGUUCGGGUGCAAAUUCAGGUGCAAAUUUAGGUGCAACGCCGCAGAAAUCAGACCCUGCAAAGGGGCAAGCCCUAGGGGAUGCACGGAUGGAAGGGGCUUCGACUGGAAAUCUGGAGCAAGGACCUUUGGCAGCAGUGCAGGCGCGUGUGGAAGGGGCUUUAAGCGGGGUGCUACAGCUAUGGAGGGAGCAGGGGAUGCUGCCUGCCAGCCUGGUGCUGCCUGCUGUGACGCUCAGAUCUGUUCCUGUCAGCGUGAGGGCGCGAGUCGGGGAGGGGAAGGGAGGGGAGAGAGGGGAGGGAGGGAAAAGGAAGGGAGGGAAGGGUGGGAAGGGGAAGGGAGGGGAGGGAGGGAAGGGAGAGGAGGAAAGGGCAGGAGGGGCAGGGGAAAGCCAGCAGAAAGGAGCGUCUGCUCCUCUGCCUGUGCUGACGUCAAACAUUGCGUUUAUAAUCUGCUCCGGAUUAAAGAAACUGCAGCAGCAGCAUCCAGGGGUGACAGCCACACAGCAAUCAGCAAGCGGAGAAAGAGGGGGCACAAGCGCUCUCUCUUUAAGCUCUAGUGCACAGGAUUUAGCAGCAAAGCUGGUAGCCGAAGCAGAGGGGGGGUGGCAAAGGGGGGGACUGCCAGAGGGGGUGUGUGUGAGAGCCGUGCAUGGGCAUGUGAACGUGCUUGCUCCCGCCGCUCUGCUUCAUGGUGGCAUGACGACAGGCACGAAUCAUCAGCAACGGCAGCAGCAGCAGCAGGAAGAGCAGAAGCAGCAGCAACAGCAGCAGCAGCAGCAGCAGCAGCAGCAGCAGCAGCAGCAGCAGCAGCAGCAGCAGCAGCAGCAGCAGCAACGGGACGAGCAGCAGGACCAGCAGCGGCAGCAGCAGGGGAAACAGCACACCCCACGACGUUUAGAGAUAACAACCCACCCAUCGGCGUUCACCCAGGAGGAGUACGAGCUGUACCGCAAGUACCAGAUUCACGUGCACGAUGACAAGCCCUCCUCCGUCACCAGAAGAGGUUACGAGAAUUUCCUCGUCAACACCCCCCUCAUACACGUCCCUCCACCUGCUCCUUCCACCUCCGCUCCUCCCACUUCCACUACUCCCCACCCACACUCAGUCCCGCCCCUAGAAGCGCCCAAGCCUGCCUCAGCGCCCCUCCCCUCCUGUGGGUACGGGUCUUUCCACCAGCAGUAUCGGAUCGACGGGCGCUUAGUGGCCGUGGGGGUGGUGGACGUGCUGCCACGCUGCCUCUCAUCUAAGUAUCUCUUUUGGGACCCAGACUACGCGUUUCUGUCCCUGGGGAAGUUUUCCGCGCUGAAGGAGAUAGAGUGGGUGCAGCGCGAGCAGCAGCGGCGCCCUGAGCUCUUAUUGGAUUCGUACUAUAUGGGGUAUUAUAUCCACUCCUGCCCCAAGAUGACUUACAAGGCCGCGUAUGCACCGUCGGAUCUGCUCUGCCCUCUGCGCUACUUGUGGGUGCCCUUCACCCUCGCCCGCCCUCUCCUCGACCGCUCCCCCUACGUUGUUCUCUCCUCCGCGCUGCCAAAACGCCCCCACACCCCGGCCAGCCUUCCCUCUCUCACAAACUCGCACCAUCAGCCUCUCUCUUCCAUGGGAGGGGACGGGGCUACAGUGGGGGAGGGGCGAGAGGAGGGAGCGAGAGAGGCAGUGCGAGGGUAUACAGGGGUGGGGGGGGGACAGACCGAAGCAGAGAGAGCAGAGGUACGAGAACUACAGGCUGCUGCUGAGAGAGGGGCUGGUGGGUUGGACGAGACGAGUAGCAGGGAGGAUACUACUAACGAGUAUGGAGUGCAGGGAGGUGUGUACAGGGCCCAAGAGGACAGGAAAGGGGGCCAGGGGGGGGAAGAUGGGAUGGAGGUUGAUGCGGGAAGGGAAGGAGACUGGCGGAGAGGAAUGGUAGGAGGAGGGGGGGAAGCGGGUGGGAGUGAGUGUGGAGGAGGAGGGGAGAGAUGGCCGGAGGAGUUGAGUGAGGAGGAGCGGCAGGAGAGAAGCAGGGAGGUGGCAGCAACGGUGAUGGCCAUGCCGUUGCUCAUCAACGGCUCCCUGCAGAUCAGCUUCGCUCAACUGCUGGAGAUGGGCUGGCUUUCCUCUGCCUCCACACGGGCCAUAACAGCAGCCCUUAAGACCUUCUGUGAAGCUGCUGGGCCUGAAGGCCAGCAGCCCGGCGUGCAACACGAGAUGGAGCCGCAGCCGUCCGUGACGCGCCAGGCGUACAAGCCGGCCGAAAAGCUUAAGGGUAAGAUUGCGCUGAUCACGGGAGGCGAUUCUGGCAUCGGGCGGAGCGUGGCUCACCAUUUCGCGUUGGAGGGAGCGGCAGUGGCGUUCACGUACGUGUCACCGCGAGAGGACAAGGACGCCCAGGAGACCGUCCGCUUGCUGCGCGACGCCCAGCGCCCCGAGCACAAGCAGCCGCUCGCCAUCCCCGUGGACCUCGGGCACCACGACAACUGCAAGGAGGUGGUGCGGAAGGUGGCGGAGCACUUUGGGGGAAACAUAGACGUGCUGGUGAACAACGCAGCGGAGCAGCACACCCACAAGACCCUCGAGGAGAUCUCACCUGAGGAGUGGGACCGCACUUUCAAGACCAACAUCCACGCCUACUUUUACAUGGCAAAGUAUACAUUGCCUCACAUGAAGGAAGGCAGUUGCAUCAUCAACACCACCUCUGUUACUGCAUACAAGGGCAAUCCUUCUUUGCUGCCGUAUUCCACCACCAAGGCUGCCAUUGUUGGUCUCACUCGCUCACUCGCCCUCAUGGUGGUUGACAAGGGAAUCCGCGUGAAUGGUGUGGCGCCUGGGCCUGUGUGGACGCCGCUCAUCCCGGCCUCGUUUGAGGAGGAGAAGGUGGAAGGGUUUGGCAAGCAGGUGCCCAUGAAGAGGGUGGCUCAGCCGGAUGAGAUUGCCCCAUCCUAUGUGUUCCUGGCAUGUGAUGAUUCCUCGUACUUCACAGGCCAAGUGCUCCACCCCAAUGGAGGGGUGGUUGUGAAUGCUUAG
This is a messenger RNA of Closterium sp. Naga37s-1, 4452 nucleotides long. NCBI's taxonomy places the organism in Eukaryota, Viridiplantae, Streptophyta, Zygnematophyceae, Desmidiales, Closteriaceae. The record is from the annotation of a GenBank genome assembly.